AUGGAGUUGCUCAACAGCACAGGAGUGCAGGAAUUCAUUUUGGUGGGAUUUGGAGGUGGGCAGCAGAAGCGGUUCCUCCUGCUCCUCUUCUUCGCCAUUCUGUACGUGUUCACUUUAGCCGAGAACAUCUCCAUCAUCGCACUGGUGCGUUUGGAUACCCACUUGGCUCAACUGCCCAUGUAUAUCCUCCUGAGCAGCUUCUCCUGCCUGGAAAUCUGUUACGUGACCACAACUGUGCCCCGUAUGCUCUUCGACCUGGCAUCCCCUUACGGGAUCAUUUCCUUCCGUGACUGCUUCCUUCAGUUCUACAUUUUAUUCUCUCUAGGCAACACCGAAUGUUUGUUCCUCUCAGCCAUGGCUUUGGAUAGGUAUUUGGCCAUCUGCCACCCGCUGCGCUACCCACAGAUUAUGUCUAAAAAUGCCUCUUAUGCCCUGGUAGCGACCUGUUGGACUGUUGGAUUCCUGUGGUAUAUUUUCCCAGUCGUUUUGAUCUCCAGAAUGUCAUUCUGUGGGCCCAACAUCAUUGACCACUUCUUGUGUGAUGCUGGCCCAGUCCUAUCUCUGGCUUGCCCUCCGUUCGGAGUUGCUCCACUUAUCUGUCAGAUCUUUAUGAAUGCUGUGGUUUUAGGCAAUGUCUCCUUUGUUGUGCUAUCAUAUAGCAUUGUGAUUUUUACCCUCAUGAAAAUGUCAAACCAAGGCAGCCGUAGGAAGGCCUUCUCCACCAUAUCCUUCCACCUUGCAGUAGUGACUUUGUUCUACGGAUCUGUUACAGCCAUGUACUUAUCUCCAGAUGGAGAAAAUCAGUCAGAAGUCACUAAGGCAGUAACCAUUUUCUAUACCUCAAUUAUACCCUUUCUCAACCCCCUGAUCUACACUCUGAGAAAUGAUCAAGUGAAGGAGGCAUUUGGUAGGUUGCAGAGGAGAAAGGUGGGUCUGCUGAGGAGAACAGUGUGA
Eublepharis macularius is the source of this 954-nucleotide messenger RNA. RefSeq names its product olfactory receptor 11G2-like. Gene Ontology annotation, molecular function: G protein-coupled receptor activity; olfactory receptor activity. NCBI's taxonomy places the organism in Eukaryota, Metazoa, Chordata, Lepidosauria, Squamata, Eublepharidae. Gene Ontology annotation, biological process: G protein-coupled receptor signaling pathway. The record is from RefSeq and is a predicted model, not a curated record. Bases 1 to 954 code for a protein of 317 amino acids. Gene Ontology annotation, cellular component: membrane. The transcript has a single exon.